This is a messenger RNA of Symbiodinium sp. CCMP2456, 6615 nucleotides long. The record is from the annotation of a GenBank genome assembly. Lineage: Eukaryota; Dinophyceae; Suessiales; Symbiodiniaceae.
AUGCACUGUGGCUUUGGCCUGCACUGCCGCUAUGCCCAUAACGAAAAAGUUGAACCAUCAGAAAACUCGCUCGCUGAGCAAUCUUCCCACUCGGCGGAUUUGAGAUGCAGGCUGCAGUGGCGGCCCAAAUGCCCAGCAGGAGAUGCAGAUGAGGAGAUGAAAGGUUUCAUGAAGAGUGAGCAGAGCAUCACGGAUUCUUCAGGAUGCUCGAGACAGGAGUCGGCAACGGUCAACCCACAGGAGAAGAGGUCUCCAGGAGUCGAAGACGGCGCAAAUCUUGACUGUCCCUCAAUAGCGAAAUUCAUUUGCUGCAAGUGGCUAUGUGGCACCUGCAAGGAAGGUGACAGUCACAUCGCCGGCAACCGGCAAUAUCUGCAUGAGGACAUUCCAGGGCUUCAGUGUGGCUAUGGAUCCAACUGCUGGUAUUCACACAACAACGAAAAGUCUGUGUGCUGCUAUUGGCUGGAAGGACGCUGUGAUUUUGAAUCGACCCACACACUCGGAAAGCGCACUUUCCUGCAUCGGCAGGUUCCAGAACUUCCGUGUAGUUAUGGUGCUUCCUGCCGCUUCAACCACCAUGUUUCCAGAAAGCACUCGAACAAUGAACUUCGAAAAGAUGCGUUAGUAUGCAUCAAAGCAAAUACUCUUCAGUACGCGGAAGUUUUGGAAGUUGGCGAAAAGCAAGCACGUGUACGUUUCCUUCCUGAUGAUGGGAGGCAAGUUUCGAAAUUGGUGUCAUUGAGAGACCUCUUGGUUCCGGAUUAUUCCGACCUGGAAGAAGGCUUGCGUGUCCAAGUGAUCGUUGGAUCCAAGCAGUUCCUUGCAACCGUCAAGCGUAUCUCCCAAGAUGCUGCAAGAGCCCGGGCACCGAUCUGCAUCCACUUGAAUGGACACCCCCAUGAAGAGUGGGAGUGGGUGGGUGCCGACCGCUUGCACAGCAAGGCGUUGAAGUUCUUACCCAUCAAGCCUCUUGAAUCCAAGUCUGAGGACCCGGUGCCCGAACCGCCGGAAAGGGUCCAGGGGUGCGAGAAGCCCCCGGAAGCCGAACGAAGAGACUCUGAAGAGAUGCCUUGUUUUCAAAGUUUCCCGACUGGUUCCCUGCCGUGGAAUGAACCCUCGGACGAGGAGGAUGCACUGCACAGCCUAGAUGGCGCUGUCCAUGCCACCGAGUGUGCCAUUACGGUUGCCGGCCAGUCAAAGGAAUGGCUUCCGGACCUGGAGCGCCAACUGAACGGACUGAGAUCGAAGCAUCUCCAGUGCGUAUUGGCUCUGCAUGGCUGGACCGGGGACAAGUUUGAAUCUGAACCCGACCUACAGAACCUUCUUGACCGGCUGAUCCAGGCGAGGUCGGACAAGUAUGAAGUCAAUAGCGACUGCAGUUACCAGGAUUCCCUCGCUUCAGGGGCCGAGGUGUCAGAGGUCAUGCUGAAUGAAGCCGCUUCGAGCUGCGCUUUGUCCGUGGACAGUCUGGAAGCUCAGCUGGCAAGGCAGCCCAGCCAUCUCGCGGAGCUGGCCGGAACUCUGGUCUUUGGAACCUUCCGCUGCAGCACGGCCGGCGUGGAUGGCAAGACCAAGCGCUGCGGAGAGGUCCUGGUAGAGCGUGGCCCACAAGCUUUGCUGGGCAGCAAGGCUCGGGCUUUUUCCAUACUGGACAGGACCGUGCUGUUCGGACGCAUCGUUCAGUCAGAAGAGUUCGGCGUCCCGCGGCAGACGCUCUUCGUUUGUUCUCGGUCGAAGCUGGUUCGCAAUCACAACUACGUGCCCUUCAAGCCCAUCAAUGGCAAGCUUCCUCCUAUUCAAGUUCCCUGGAACAAAGCCAAGCCGCUCCCGAGCAGCAUCGACUUGCACAUCGUUGAAGUGGACAGUUGGAAUGGGGACCAUCAGCCUAGAGGCAGAUAUGUAGAAGGUUUGAAGAUGCAGUCACGGGAUUCUGAUGUCGCUAUUCUUGAGCCGGUGCAGAUCUCGCUGAACUUCUGCGACUGGAAGCGCGGGGAUGCCAAGAAGAGCAUAGGCCUGUUCCCCGCUGGGCACUUUCCAUGCCCGGACGCUUCUGGACGCGAAGAUCUCCGAAGCUCCCUGGCCAUUGGCAUUCAGCAUCCCGGACCCGUCAGCAUGGCGUUCUCUUAUUCUGCGGAAAGAGUUCAGAUGCACAUUGUUGAUGUCAAUGCGUACCUGGACCAGCACGGAAUGGAAACUGUAGAGCAGCUGGUACGCCAGCGUGCCGUGGGUGUUUGGUUCUUGGAUCACCAUGACCGGCCCUUGGAUGCCUGCCUCCCGCUUUUCCCACCAGAUGUCGAGCAGGAGCUGAGCUUCUGUGAAGGUUCCGAGCGCCUCGCUGUGACCUUCACCUUCCCUGUCACACCGCAGCAGACCCUGGACCUCGAGGAGGUCUCCAUCUCCAGCACCGUGGUGCGAUGUGACACCCUGCUGACUCCAGAGAAGGCCGGAUCUCUGCUGAGUGACUCCGGUGGGGGCGAGAUCGGCGUGUUGCUACGCCACCUCGCAGGCUGCGCACGGAAGUUCGAGCAAGCUGAGGUUGGUCGACGCAGCUUGGCGGCACUGGAGAGCCUCGAUAUCGACUUUGCCAGUCAUGCCGGAGCUCGAGACCAGCCUUCGCCAGCUUAUGCGCACCUGGCUGGCACCCGGCUCCUGUGCACCCUUGCUCACCUAGUUGAUCGCACUGCUGGUCGACUACUCGCUGGCUCGAAGACCGCAUGGGCAGAGGUAUUGCGCAAAGUGGAGAAAGAGGAGAUGCCGCCUCCCGAGUUUGAGGUCAGGCGUUCUCAUGCCCGAGCAGACCCCUCGACACGGAAGGUCAUUGAGCGGCUUCUCCUUCUUAGGCCUGAGAAGGACCAAGGGCCCCCCUUGGGUGUGGUCGACGCUUUGCAGGCCUUGCGUGGAAUCCUCCACCAGGCAGGGCUUUCCUACGAGCAGCGCCAUUGCUUCGUUUCAUCGUUCCUCCGGCGAUUCCGCAAUGCGUUGCCGCAGGCAUACUUCGAAGUUGCCGAGCUAAGCCCUUCACCUGCCAAGAAGCCCGAGACAGGAGAUGAUUCGUUCCAGCACGAGCGAAGCUUCAACAUCAGUCGCCCCUUGCAGUAUCACAUUGACAUCCUGGGCAUGCGGGCGCUAAAAGCUUUGCUGGGUUGGCCCUCCAGUGCGCGGUUGCGCUUGACCAGGGUGGACCUGCAAAAGGCCGUUGCCCGAGCAAACGCUCGGCAAGCCGCAGAGGGCUUUGGCCUACACAUCUUCAGGGUCAUCUCUUGGAUGAAGGAUCUAUCCAUCGGGCGCAUCAUCUCCAACCCACUGAUUGGGGCGGUGGGGCCUGUUUACAUCAACGUGCUGAUCCCCUCGGCGACGUCAUCCGUCUUGGAGUUCAAGGUGCCCGUGUCGGCUCUGAGCUCGUCCUCGGAGAGCCCGCACUACGAAGCAGCGACACAGUCCCUGAGGCUGACUGCAAAGGAUCCGGUGACGGGGGAGGCCCAGAAGCUUUCGGUAGACACAUGGUCAGCGCCAAAGAUGACCUGCACCAUCUCACACAACAGUGCCCAGCCGGUUCCGCACCAUGCCAGCGCCAACGCCAUUAUCGUAACGGAGCUCGUGCUGAACAAGACACCCAUAGCUGUCGGCCAUAAGAUGUUCCCGGAGAUGUUCUCGUCCUGCCCCGAUCUUGUGGAGUGGGCAGUGAUGGAUCGCCGGAUCGAGGCUUACUCACGCGUGUGGACCCGGAUCAAGACGUGUCAAGUCCAUGCAGCAGCUGUCUCUAGUGAUGCCUACACCAGGCCCGUAGACGCACGCAGUGUGAAGUGGGUCCAAGACCACCGCAAGUGGUACUUCCAUGGUCAAGCGGUGUUUUCCGGGCCGUUGCGGGUGCGGCAGGGCGACCUUGCUGUCCUCUUCUUCAGCAGGGAGGACCAAGUCCUGGAGCUUCGCGGUACCGUUUUGCAGUUCAGAGCCGACGCGAAAAGUCGAGAUACUUCGGUGGGGAAGACCUUCAACAUCGAGGUGGAGGUCUGCGAGAAUUCUCAGCCUUUGCGGGAAGCGCACGACUCCUUUGUUCUUGCCGCCACCCCAUCCCUCUACUUCAUUGUGGUCCCAGCAAACGAGAAGAAGAGCAUUCAGAUGUUGCAGACGAUUCCAUCGAACCCUCCGCUGCAGAACAUGCGACUGACGGUUCCACGAACAUCGCAGCAGCAGAAGCAAGAGCUGGAAAUGCGACCGCUUCUGACCGUUCAGGAGGUCCAAGUGGCACUGUGCAAACCGGACUACGAGAUGCAAAAGGACACCAACUUGAAUGAGCAGCAAACACUUGCAUUGCAGCGUGGUCUACAACGGCCAUUCUCCAUCGUGCAGGGGCCUCCUGGAACAGGCAAGACGUCCUUGUUGGUGAAGUUCAUUGUGUCGGCGAUGUCUACCAAGCUUUCUGGCCCACCGCGGCAGCAGGUGCAUCGCGUCCUCGUCUGUGCGCCCUCCAACCAUGCAGCAGAUCACCUUCUGCAGCGUCUUGUGAGGGACACGCGCAUUCCACCGCAGUACAUCACACGGGUGUAUUCGCGGUUCAUAGAGGCCAGCCACGGAAGCACCUACAAGAGUGGCCCCGUGCGAAAUGAGCGCGGCUUCGACAUUCAGCCUCAUCUUGAAGAACACAGCUUGCACUUCAAAGUGAGCCAAUCACCCCAGGUUGCCAGGCAGAGUGACGAUCAGAAGGCGUUUGACAAAGCCUAUGAAGCAGAGGAGGUUGCAGUUCUCAACAGAAGCCGUGUUGUGAUCAGCACGUGUACCAAUGCAUACUUGCAUCCUGCACUGAUCCAGGGUGAACCGCGAAAUGCUGUCCGCCCAGUCCAGUUCCACACUGAAGUCGUUGAUGAAGCCGCGCAAGCAAGUGAGCCUGAUGUCGUGCUGGCAGCCACUCAUGCGGCUUUGCGCUUGGUUGUGGUAGGGGAUCAUCAGCAGCUCGGACCUGUGAUAACCCAAAAAAACUUGUGUGCUGCAUACCUGGGUUCUUUGGAGGUCUCGUUCUUGGAGCGGAUGUUGAAGGAUCCAGUCCGACAGUGUGCCAGUGUCAUGCUGAACGUGCAGCAUCGCAUGCACGCAUCCAUCAGACGCUUUCCGUCGAUGCAGUACUAUGAGUCAAAGUUGACGGACCACGUCACAAUCCCGCAUCGCCCUGAGCUACAGAGCCUCUGGCCACAAGAGAAGGAGCACUGCCGCUUCAUUCACAGCUGCACUCCCCAUUCCAUCGAGCUGGCUUGUGAGACGUCCUUCGAAGCGAAAGGCUCCCUGAAAAACGCAGGGGAGGCAGAGGUUGCUGUGCAAGCAUGUGUCACGCUUCUGGAGAAGGGCUGCCAAGCGGAAGACAUUGCCAUCAUAACACCGUACACCGCCCAGUGCCUGGAGAUCCGCGGCAGGCUUGAGAGAGCCAUGAGUGACCGAGCUCCGAGCUCGACUCCGCUUGUGGGCACGGUGCAUGCGCUACAGGGAUGGGAACGUGAGUUCAUCAUCAUGAGCUGUGUGCGCAGCAUAUCAGAGGAGGUACAAGACAUCUCUUCCGGAGAAGCGGCCACACGUGGGGACUCCGUCGCUUUGCGGGAGGUGUUUCAGCCAAGCCUAGGCAUCGUGUCAAACCCCAAGCUCUUGAACGUGGCAUUAACCCGUGCAAAGUAUGGAUUGCUGUGCAUCGGGAAUGCGGAUAUCUUGAGUGCGGGCUCCAAAGAUUUCCACGACCUGAUCAGCAGCCUCCGUAAGCGCAAGUGUUUGGAAAAUCGAGAAGCUUUCGUCAAGUCGUUGCGUGGGACACGGCGGUGGGCUCGCACAUCUCUCCCAAGCCUCCGUCCGGAGGACUCCUGCUCCAAUGUGGGAGCCGUCGAUGUCCGGCGCGAGCUUCUGCAGCGCCAGGAUGCAGUGAUUGAAGGCUCUGAGGUGUCCGAUGCUAGCUCCAUUGCAGUUCUCUCCGACCUGGCCGAUGGCCCGAAGUGCUUCUUGUGCGGGACGCUGCUGAAGACGGGCGGCGGCAGCAUGAUACCAGUUGAACUUCUGGAAGAGCACACCAGGGUGAAGAAGCUCCAGUGUCAUCUCCAGGAGACGGUGGACUUGGUGCAAAUAGAUGCGGGUGAGGCCUGGCCCUCGGUGCGCACGUGGGCUUGGCAGCAGCCUGGCGUUCUAGAGCUUCCACAGCAGCCCGGGCUGCAAAAGAUGCCCCCGUCCGGACCUCAGGCCACCAAGUACGUCGAAACCGUCGCCGACGAGAGGCUGUUCGAGCAGGUCUACCUGCAGUACACAUCGGAGUACCUGAAGGGCCCGCUGUACUGGCACCCCGACAAACUGCAGGGCUGGCUGCCCGACUACCCCGGCACGCCAAUGAUCAAGGAGGGCAAGUACACCUCCCACGUCAUCGGAAACCUGAAGGCUUUCAGCUCCAACGAGCUCGCAUUCUUGUCGAUGCUUUUCUUUGGAGUUGGCCUCUACGGCAAUCUGCAGUUCAACUUCUACGAUCCCCAGUGGGCCAAGGUUGAUGCUGGUGGCUUCUUCAACGUCUCCUACAUCGUGGAGUCCUUCUUGCUCCCGAUCUCCUUCUUCAUGCACAUUGCCUGCUACAUCCAGAGACAGAAUGGCAAGUGA